Molecule: messenger RNA, 1131 nt
Organism: Cladocopium goreaui
Lineage: Eukaryota; Dinophyceae; Suessiales; Symbiodiniaceae
Source: the annotation of a GenBank genome assembly
CCUCGCUUCCCACCCCAAGCGGGGCCCUAAACCCUGUGGCGGGGCUCGCCAUGACGGAUGGCCACAAGUUGGAGCUUUGGCUCGACUGUCGAAGCGGUUCCGAUGGGCCCGCUCCACUGGCUUGCGAUCGCCGGGUGCUGGGAACCGGCACCUUACCGGGACGGAGAGAUGUCAUCGUCGGAGCAGGUGGCAAAGUCACCGACUGCGAUGGGAGGGGCAUCGGAGUCCUGUGUGAAGGUUCUCCUGGAGAGGUGCACAAGCAGGCCAUAGACCUCAUGGGCCAGGUCGAAUGGGUGAUUCUACAGGCUGAUCUCCUCGUUCCUUCUGAUGCCCUGCUGGUGGCCAGCACCCGACACGGAACCCGCGUGGCGGUGGUCGUCAUCAACGAGCAGCAUCUUUUAGACUUUGAACCAGCCUUGGCCAGGAUGGGGGCGCUCAUCGUCGGUGACGAUGAGAUGCUGAACAAAGCCAUGGUGCAUCGGAUGGCUCUGACCAAAUCAGAGUCGCCCAUGCUGAACACGGUUUGUGGCGGCAUUUUCCUUCCUGCGGCUGAGGAGUUGAAACUCUGUAUGGUGGAAUCGGUCGAGCUGAUCCAUGGUGAAGCAGACCGUGUGAACCUCGACAUGAUCAGCAUGCUGCAGCCGGGCGAGGGAGCCCUAGUAGGCUCCACCGCAAAAGCUUUAUGCUUCAUCCACGCGGAUGCGGCUGGACACGGUUUUCGGAUCAAUGCCGGGCCAGUCCACGCAUAUGUCGCCUUACCGGACGGGAGAAUCAAAUAUCUCAGCGACGUGGAAGCCGGGGAUCAAAUUCUCAUGGUGGAUCUGGGGCGUGGCGGUGUUGGCUCCCUUGCCAGCCGGAGUGUGGCAGUCGGCAGAUGUCAAGUUGACCGGUGCCAAGUGGCGCGGAUUCGCUUGUUCCUAGAGGGUGAGCACAGCCAGCUCUUUCUCGAAUGGACGGAUGCGGUGCGCGUGCACGGCCGGAAGGCAGAUGGUGGUCCCAGCGGAGCUGUGCCCAUCACGCAGCUGAAAGGAGGCGAUGAGAUCCUAGUCCACUGGUCCACCAGCAGUCCAAGAGUGAACCAUGUGCAAUCCAUGCCCUCCGAGAAAUGACGGUUCCCGCGUGGGAGAAAAC